Prorocentrum cordatum is the source of this 360-nucleotide messenger RNA. Lineage: Eukaryota; Dinophyceae; Prorocentrales; Prorocentraceae. The record is from the annotation of a GenBank genome assembly.
AUGUCCUGGGCUUCUGCAGGCGGCCACCCGCCGGGGGUCGACCCGAUCUCGCCGGGCCCGGCCGAGAAGGAGCGGGGCGUCUUCCGCAGGAUGCUCGGGGAGGCGCUGGGCGCGAACGACGUCGGACCAGCUCGCUCGGCUACCUGUUCCGCCGAGCUCCGGGGGGGCCCCCAUGCUCAAAGGGGCCUCUGCGCCCGAGAUCCAGGCUCGCAUGUUGCGCAUUGGUGUUGGGGGGGCGCGCCAGCCGGGAUCGCGGCUGAUUGCAUCUUGGACGAGCUGUUCCCGGCCGCCGACGGCGACGGGGACGAGGUGCUGGCCCGGGGCGACCUCGCUGGGCCGGCCGAAUAUUUUGCAAAAUAA